Molecule: messenger RNA, 729 nt
Organism: Onthophagus taurus
Lineage: Eukaryota; Metazoa; Arthropoda; Insecta; Coleoptera; Scarabaeidae
Source: RefSeq, a predicted model, not a curated record
ACAGUUACCUAUCUAUAUCUGUCAUUGUCAAAAUCGGUCAAGUCGAAACAUUGUUACUUUUAAUGAAUUAAACAACAAAUUAAUUUAAAAUAAACUAUAGAUAGAAAUAAAAUGACGUCUGAAGCAAGAAGAGAGCGAAGAAUGAGGAGAGUCAUUGAACAUGGUGGUACAAGAAUAGAAAAAAUUCAUAAUUUGUUUAACGAAACACCUAAAGACUUAAAAACUGAAUCUGCCUGUGAAGCAGUUUCGCAUACAAGUACAUUCGUUGAUCAAAACAACCAAGAACCACCUCUAAACGAAUUAAGUGCAAGUUUAACCUCAAUUUUCCAAAAUGGUAAUUUUUCAGGCGUUUCAUCCCCUAGUGUAAGAUCGACCGAGACCGAAUCGCACAAAAAAAACCUACGAAUAAUCGUUGUGAUGGCUUUGGCUACUUUUACAACAAUUUUGCAAUUAAUCAUUUUAAAAUUAUCCGAUUCCUACGAUUUACCUUAUUCCAAUCACAUUUUUACCCCAUUCCUUUUGUACGAAUUCAUUAAUUUGUUUAUGUUAAAAACAAAUCCGCCCAUAAAUAAUAUAAGUUUCAUUAUAUCGAUGUUCGCAAGGAUUUCACCCCGCGUUUCGGGGAGAAUUAUGAAUAUAAUGAGCACGAUAACUACAUUUAUACAAGAUUUAAUGAUAUAUUUUUUCGUGUACGUUUUUAUUAAUUUAUUUAUUGAUAUUGUGUGUUAA